AUGGACUCAAGCAAGCAGGACGUGACGAUCAUGGGCAGCAACACCAAAGCUGCACGCCUCCGACAAGCCAUCGCAGCACUUGAUGACGAGACCAACAUCCUCAAUCGACAGACCCGCGUCUUGGAGACCCAGACGGCAGCACUCACGCGAUCGCAUUCUUGGAGCGGAAAGAGGAUUUCUAGGAGCACUUCUACCGCAGAGUCGACCGCAGCCUCGAAUGCGAGGGAGAUCAUUUCGAACCAGACCUCUAACGAUGCCCUAGCAAUCUCCAUCACCACAGAUCUACAAGACCACGACGCCCGACUAGCCAAGGACGCCCGCAAUCUCCCCGGACACGUCACUACACGGCUCAAGGCGGACGACCGGGCGCUUGCUGCGACUCUGGAGCGGGCUGGAAGACUCGAGGAUGGGAGUAAAGCUGAGGCGGAAUUUAUGGCGGUUGAGGCACGAAUCCAGAAGUUGGUGAAGGUUCUGCACGCGAAGAAGGUGGAAGACCUGAAGAACAGGUUGGACGCGGCGUACCUGCAAAGCCUUGCAUCUCACGCAGAGACGACUUCGACUGGAACAGACGGCGAUGUUGGUCUUCACGAUACCAGUGCAAGACCCGACACCCAACCCCGCCCAAUGACGGCUACGACAGCUGACGGAGAAGAAGCAGCACAAGCACAAAUAUUCCAGCUCCAAGCCGACAUCAGCACGCUGUACACCGAGAUCGAAGACGUCACGACGAUGCUGAUCAAUCAAGAACACUCGCUCGGGCUGCAGAAAACCAUUGCACGGAUUCGAACACACAGGCAACAGGCUGAGCAGAUGGUUUUGCGUCACGCACUGCUCAGUCUGCGAGAUAUGACAACGAAGGCUGUGGCACUAGCAGAACAAGCGCAGGCAGUGAGCGCGCAGAGGAGGGUUCUGCAAGAGAUCGAGACGCAACUGGGAUGCGUGCAGCGUGAAGCUCGGAUCAAGUCAGGCCCAGCCACAGCAUCAAGCAAAACGACAACGAGUCAAGGAGCAGCGACAAAGGCAACGAGCGGUGCGUUGAGGGCGGGUCGAGAUGGGUCGCACGUCUCCAGAGCGGACGAGCUUAUCGGAAAGGCCAAGCAGAUCGACGACAUCCUGAGGGCUGCUCUCGAGACGCGGUUGCGCGCGGUUGCUACUCUACCUGUGAAGGUCGAGUACAGUGACGAGGUAGCUGGGCUUGAGGCUGUUGAGCAGCGGAUUGGAAGCAUGAAGGGAACGCUUGAGACGAUCACUAGCACAGUCGGCCACCUGGGAUAG
Messenger RNA from Cyphellophora attinorum, 1275 nucleotides. RefSeq lists its product as uncharacterized. The transcript has a single exon. The record is from RefSeq and is a predicted model, not a curated record. The coding region runs from base 1 to 1275 and encodes 424 amino acids. NCBI's taxonomy places the organism in Eukaryota, Fungi, Ascomycota, Eurotiomycetes, Chaetothyriales, Cyphellophoraceae.